ACAACCCCUAUAACAGUUCGCCCUAUUGGUAAAGCGCCCAAACGGACUAUUCCAGUCCAGGAUAUCACAACAAAAUUGCGUUCAGUCUAUCGGCAACAUCCAGACAAUCCAUACGGUAACCCGGAUCCGCGCAAGGAUCGAUAAGGCCGAAAAUCGCUUGUGAGCACAUGCUCCCCAUAUUGAUUAAAUCCACGGAAACUUGCUUACAUUUGCCCGAGACCUUUUCGCCACUUUUCACCAAAAUUGCGAUGGGUUAAUGGGCCAUUAAGCCAUUGUGAACGUCCAAUUAGUACCGUGCGAUACAGUUUUCGGGAACAUUUGCUGUGGACUCAGUGUUUGAUCGUUGAUGGCUGGCAAAACACCGGAACUGACCCGGAAUGGGCACGAAUUGGCCCCAUUGAACAAUCGGCAAGCCGACUGUGAGCCCCGCAAACCUGGAGUGACGAUUGUGCUUCAGGGACCCAGAGGUUCGGUGAUUUCCAGAGGAUCGCAAUGUCUCGACCAGGACCAGGACAAUGUGGCGUGGUCUGGGAAGAUUCAGUUCUUCCUCACCAUAAUCGGCUAUUCAGUCGGGUUGGGGAACAUUUGGCGGUUUCCUUAUUUGUGCCAGCAGAAUGGCGGAGGUGCAUUCCUCAUCCCAGUGGCCGUGAUGUUAAUCCUCGAAGGUAUUCCGUUGUUCCUGAUUGAACUGGGAAUUGGCCAGAAGAUGCGCUUGGGCUCGUUGGGCGUCUGGAACACCAUCCAUCCAUGGUUGGGAGGUAUUGGAAUUUCCAGUUGUUUGGUUACGUUUUUCGUCGCACUCUAUUACAACGUGAUUAUCACAUGGUGUUUUUAUUACUUGUUUAACAGUUUUCGGCUGGAACUCCCAUGGCAAAACUGCCCAUUUGACCCUCUAACAAAUCAAACGGUUGCUGAGUGCGAAAAAUCGUCAGCAACCGCAUAUUUUUGGUAUCGAGUCACUCUGGAUGCCAGCCCUUCUAUCGAUGCAGGUGGAACUCCGAAAUGGUGGAUUGUUUUGUGUCUAUUGCUAGCCUGGAUUGUGGUUUUCUUCAUUGUCAUGAAAGGCAUUCAAAGUUCUGGAAAGGUUGUGUACUUUACUUCGAUAUUUCCCUACUUGGUGCUGACGAUUUUCUUCAUUGAGGGCAUGACGUUAAAAGGGGCAGGCGCUGGACUGGCUCACAUGCUCAAACCUAAAGUUCAUAUGCUGAAAGAACCCAAAGUAUGGCUGGACGCAGCCACUCAAGUUUUCUACUCAUUUGGGCUGGCCUUUGGAUCGCUGAUCGCCUUCGGCUCCUACAACAAUCCAAAGAACAACUGCAUUCGAGAUGUGAUUUUGGUCUCUAUAUGCAAUGCGAUGACGGCCAUCUACGCCAGCGUGGUGAUUUUUGCGAUUUUGGGCUUCAAAGCCGUUAACAAAGUGGAAGAGUGCCUGCUUACGGCCAAUAUUACCAAGGCCGACUGUUCGCUGGAAAAGGAGCUGGAUCAAGCCGCUGAAGGCACCGGAUUGGCUUUCAUCGUCUUCACUGAGGCGAUUGUUAAACUGCCAUUGGCUCCCUUCUGGGCCAUUCUGUUCUUCGUUAUGCUGCUCUCGUUGGGCAUUGGCUCUCAGAUUGGGAUGCUCGAAGGCAUGUUGUGCACCAUUUUCGAUAUUGAGAUUUUAAAGCGCGUUAGCAAGCAGUACAUUACAGGCACAGUUUGCCUGAUUUGCUUCUCUAUCGGCAUAAUCUUCACAACUGGUGCCGGAGAAUAUUGGCUGACAAUGUUCGAUUCUUUCGCUGGCACCAUUGGCCUGAUCGUUCUCGCUUUGAUGGAAAUGAUCGCUGUAAUGUACGUGUACGGCCACGAAAGGUUUACCAAAGACAUUUACGAAAUGACUGGCACUAAACCCGGGCUUUACUGGCAGGUUACUUGGAGGUUUUUAGCACCGGGAAUAAUGAUUGUUAUUCUGGUUUCCUCCAUUAUUUCAAUGGUGAUUACCCAUCCGGAAUACUCCACAUGGAGCGCUGAAAAGGGCGCCACUGUAAAAACGCCCUAUCCAGGCUGGGUGCUGGUCAUAGCAGGCGCUAUGGUUUUGGCAGGCAUUCUGCCCAUUCCCAUAGUGUUCCUUUUGCGCCGAUACCAAAUCCUGAAGAUGGACAUUAACAUCCACGAGGGCUCGAUCCGAAGAAUCGAUACGACUGUAUCGACCAAGGAAAUGAUCACCGAUGUGGACCUCGACGAGGAGGACGACAAUGGGCCCUUGUCAAUAUAUGGAGAAUCGUCGUCCUCUGAUGAAGAAGGGCCGCCGCUUAGCGUCGCUUAUGGCCGCAACUUUCGCAUGAAAGUCAUCAGAGAGUAGGGAGAUGUCUUAACAUUAUUCAUGAAAAACGUUCUGUUAUUUUCGAAACGUUCCGCAAUCGAACGUUUCGAUCGUAUUGCCCAGGUUUAGUUGCAGGGUGACAUCAGGGAGGCACUGGAGGCAGUUAUUCAGAUUUACCGCCAGAAUUAUGUCCUCAAGAAGGUCCUCCUCUAGUGCUCUAGAUAUAGGCAAGGACAGACGGUGUGUGAUGUUCUGCUCUUGUUAUGGCAAUCAGGGAAUUGCUCACGUUCCACUUCUUUAUAUGAGCGCAACUGGGUGGAGAAAUCGGUGAUAGUAAUUCUAGGAUCGGUUCCAUGUCACCUUGCAUGUUAUCUAUUUUUCUAUGUCCGAAAAUGUGAUAAUAUUUGUAGGAAAGUAUCAGUUUUGUUCCCAUUCACUUCAAAUGUUUAGAGCUUUGUACAAAACAAAGGGGUUUCUAUUUCUGCAGCCAACUCGUUUUCUGGGGCGUUGCACCUCAUUAUUAUGCCAAUAUUUAAUAAAUAGAUAAGUACAUAAAGUGA
Messenger RNA from Dendroctonus ponderosae (mountain pine beetle), 2859 nucleotides. RefSeq names its product sodium- and chloride-dependent transporter XTRP3. Lineage: Eukaryota; Metazoa; Arthropoda; Insecta; Coleoptera; Curculionidae. Gene Ontology annotation, cellular component: membrane. Bases 347 to 2338 code for a protein of 663 amino acids. Gene Ontology annotation, biological process: sodium ion transmembrane transport. The transcript has 10 exons. The record is from RefSeq and is a predicted model, not a curated record.